AGCGAUUCUUGUGAUAAACUCCAACUGCCACAACACUUAAAAUCAAAAUGAAAUUCCUUCUUUGCUUCGUAGCUCUCUGCUUGGCUGUUGCUCAGGCUCAUGUGAUUGGAUCCGCACUUACUUACGCUGCUGCUCCCGCCACCUAUGCCGUUCCAGCUACGUAUGCCGCCACAUACAAUGCCGCUCCUUUGGUGCGUUCAGUAGCUCCAGUUGCUUCCGUAUACUCUGCUCCAGCCUACACAACUUACAGUGCUGCUGUUCCAGCUGCCGCGACCUAUACUGCCGGUGUUGUCCCAGCUGUCUAUUCUGCUCCCACUGUUUACUCCACCCUGCUCAAGAAAUAGUAAC
Molecule: messenger RNA, 348 nt
Organism: Teleopsis dalmanni
Lineage: Eukaryota; Metazoa; Arthropoda; Insecta; Diptera; Diopsidae
Product: cuticle protein 16.5-like
Exons: 2
Coding region: 48-344 (98 amino acids)
Source: RefSeq, a predicted model, not a curated record